UUUAUCUUUCGUGUCUAACCAAGCAGUUACAAGCAAAAACAACUAUAUAAAAGAACUACGAAGAAAUAAAUCACAUUGACUUUUUUACGUUUGGUUUAGCACAUAAUAGUUUAUGGUAAAUUAUUGUGAUAUAAAUGUGUGGUUAUUUGUAAUAAUUUAUAUUCAUAUAAUAUUUAUAUAAGGAUAAGGUGGUGUUGCGUUGUAAAUGACCAGUGCUUAGAAGUGUUUAUAAAGUGCGCAGAAAAGAAGAGAAAAACCAAAUCGAAAUAGUUUCCAACUUAUUAUGGCUCGUGUCGUAGCCUUAUUUUUAAUAUUUGUGCAUGCUACCAAUUGCUAUCGACUUCCAAAAGAUGUUAUACCAGAGAACUACAAAUUAGAAAUCAUUUCCAACUUAGGAGCACCAAAAGAUAGUUUUAAUUUUGAUGGAAAAGUAUGGAUAACAGUAACAUGCACUCAUCCCACGCAAAAUAUAACUCUACAUUCCAAACACUUGGACAUCAAAGAUGAUGACGUAAUCCUGAAAGACAUCACAAGUAACGACUCUAAGACCGUUAAAAUAUCCAACGUUGAAUUUAAAGAAGAGUUCGAGUUUUUAAUUUUAAAUUUAGAGGAAGAUUUGAAUACCGAUCACAAAUAUGAAAUUUAUAUUGGGUUUUCUGGUAAAAUGGACGACGGACUUGCAGGAUUUUAUAGAAGCAGUUAUUACGAUAAGAAAGACAAGGAAAAGAAAUGGUUGGGUGUUACACAAUUUGAGCCCAUUUCUGCAAGAAUGGCGUUCCCUUGUUUCGAUGAACCUGAGAUGAAAGCUACCUUUGACAUAAGUAUCGGAAGAAAAGAAGGCUACACAGUAAUCAGUAAUAUGCCUGUGCUUAGGACUGAACCAUUGAAAGAAAAAGACGGCUGGUUUUGGGAUCGUUUCGACACCUCAGUACCAAUGUCAACGUAUCUAGUUGCUUGGGUUGUAUCAGACUUCGACUAUAAAUCUGGAAAAUUGGUAGAAAACAACAACGUUACCUUUAGGAUCUGGGCCAGAAAAGAUGCAAUAAAUCAAGUAGAUUUCGCUACAGAGGUGGGACCAAAAUGUUUGGAGUAUUAUGAGAAAUUCUUUGACAUUGAAUAUCCUCUACCAAAACAAGAUAUGAUUUCUAUCCCUGAUUUUAGUGCCGGCGCUAUGGAAAAUUGGGGAUUGAUCACUUACAGGGAGAGUUACUUACUUUAUGAUCCUAAGGUAUCUUCAAAAACCAGUCAAAAUAGAGUCGCUAGCGUCAUAGCCCACGAAUUGGCUCAUCAAUGGUUCGGAAACUUGGUUACGAUGAAAUGGUGGACGGAUCUAUGGUUAAACGAAGGUUUCGCAACGUACAUGGCUAGCUUGGCCCUCGAAGAUCUAUUUCCACAAUGGAAUUCUCUAGAGGAAGAAGAUGCUGAUAAUAUAUUGGACGUUUUCUCGUUUGAUGCACUAAGGACUUCUCAUCCGGUAUCAGUACCAAUCGGAAACCCCAAAGAAAUCGAUGAAAUUUUCGACACAAUUUCCUACAAAAAGGGAUCAUCCCUGAUAAGAAUGAUGACUCUCUUCCUUGGAGAAGAGAUAUUGAGAAAAGGAGUCAGCAACUACCUCAAAAAACACAAAUACGGAAAUGCCGAACAGGAUGAUUUAUGGGAGGCUCUAACUAAGGAGGCUCACAGUCAAAAUGUGCUUCCUAAAAAUUUAACCGUUAAACUUAUCAUGGACACGUGGACUGUACAGACGGGGUAUCCGGUUAUUAAUGUAAUGAGGGAUUACUCAAAGAAAUCGGCUUCUAUUUCUCAGCAUCGCCACCUUAGAGACCUAAUAUACCCCAAAGACGCUUCUAAACCAUGUUGGUGGGUACCUUUAAGUUAUUCAACCAAAUCAAACCCCAAUUUUAAUUCUACAACGCCAAAACAUUGGCUUUCUUGUCCAGAACAUAGUCAAACUAUAGAAGAUUUGGGCGAUGAAAACGAUUGGGUAAUUUUCAACAAUAAAAUGGCAGGAAUAUACAAGGUAAACUACGAUGAGAGAAACUGGAACAUGAUCACGAAGUUCUUGCAGGGUCCCGAUUUUCAAACGAUCCCAACUUUAAACAGAGUUCAGAUCAUUAGCGAUGCUGCAGACUUAGCUUACAUUGGAAGUCUCAAAUACGAGAUCUUUUUCGAGAUGUUGAAGUAUCUUAAGCAGGAAACUGAGUAUAUGCCUUGGAAAGCUGCUAUAGAUAAGACUGACGUCAUUACUAAACAUUUGAAGAAGUCUGCAUCGUACGGAAAAUACAAGGAGUACAUGAGGCAUUUGUUAACACCCAUUUAUGAAAAAUUCGGAGGAUUCGAAGUGACCACCGAUCCAGAAAAAUUAGACUAUAUAAAAUUGCAAGCAUUGAUUGUCAGCAGAUCCUGUGCAUUUGAAGUUGCAAAUUGCGUAUCACAAGCAAAAUCUCUCUUUAAUAAACUUAAAGAAAAACAAUCUGAUAAUGUAAUUCCCAAAGAUCUAAGAAGUGCCGUUUACUGUACCGUUUUAAAACAUGGCGGCGAGGCAGAAUGGGACUUCCUCUGGAACAAGUACCAAAACUCUAACGUAGCAACAGAAAAAAGUACCAUUUUAACCAAUCUCGGUUGUACCGAAGAAAUAUGGAUGCUUGCAAGAUACUUAGAUUGGUCAUUGAAUGACACCCAGAUCAGAAGACAAGACAGUAGUUCAGUAUUCGCCUCCGUUUCAAGAAAUAAUGUGGGAUACUUCAUUGCGAAGAAUUACUUCUAUAAUAAUAUCGAUAAAGUCUAUAAACAUUUACUGACAAAUAAAAAGACACUGUCGAGAUAUUUAUCAGCUCUGUCAAACCAAAUUACCGAUGCCAAAGACGAAAAAGAAUUCGAACGCUUCAUCAAAGGCAACAAGAAGACCUUCGCCGAAGUCAAAAAGGGCGUCGAACAAUCCCUAGAAACCGUCAAAAUCAACAUACAAUGGCAGCACACGCACGCUGAGGAAAUAGCUGACAUCUUGAACAAAUAUUCCAAAUAAACAUAAACACAAGAUUCUAGUAAACAAAAAUUUAUUUGAAUGAUCGAAUUUAGAUUUUUUCAUACUAUUUACAAACAAACCAGCUGUCAUUUAUUUAUUGUUGUCACACUGUAGAUGGCGUGCCAAAUCGACCUAUAAUGAGCACUGUAACGUAUAUAGCUGAUAGCGUACUCUAUGUUCGACAUAGAUUUUAAAUUACUUUUGAAUUUAAAACACUUUUAACGUUUCUUUAACUUUAUAGUGUAUUUAUUUAUAUAUUUUGACACUAGUAAGAUCUGAUAUCUCAACUUUAUGUAAUGUGAAUUAAGUUAAGGAAAGUCUAAUGAAGAAAAAGCAAAAACUAUAACAUGUGCAGCUUGUAAGCAAAACCGCCAUAUACAUACAAAUAUACAAUUUAAUGAUAUUAUUAAAUUGUUUUUGUUAUGGAUAUAACUUUAUUAUUAGGUUAGGUUAAAAUGUUUACUGUGACACAUGUACCAUAGACAUAUAAUCCUUAGACCGAGCGCUGCAAUCUAAAACUGUUCCUUGCUAGUGCGACAGGGAAAAAUGUUUUAAACAGGGUAUGCAUCUCUUUCUAAUCGGCGGCAGUGGGAAAGUCACGUGGUCGAUAAAACUCCGUUGAUUAGAAAGAGAUGCAUACUCUGCUUGCAACAUUUUUCUCUAUCACACUAGGGGAACAGUUUUUGAUUGUAGCGUGCAGUCUAGUUAUAAUAUAUGGGCAGUACCGCAGUACCCAUACGAACCUAACCUAUAAGAUAAGUAAUCAAAAAUGAUCUACAACUUUCUUUUCUCCACAAAAUGAUCAUCUGAUAAUAAUACUACCUUAAGUUUGGUUUACAAAAACUAUUUUGUUAUAAAAUAAACUCAAGAAGACGCCACCAAUGUUUUGAAUUCUGGAUAAUUCUAGUAAAAAAGACUGAACGGGACAUAAACUCAGUAUUUAUGAGAUUUGUAGAAGUUAAGUAUAAAAUAAUGUAGUGGACAUAAAAAUAUGUGCCCUGAUAGUUAGGACAAGUUCAGAGAAGAUCAAAUAACCUUAGAUUUAGUUAGUAGUUAAGUUAGCAUUAGAAAAAGUUGUAAGAUGAGUGGUAAAUAAUAGAAAUUUUUCCAAAAUUGCGCGUUAGGGUAGAAGAACAAGUUUAUGAUGAUGUAGUUUUUUAGAAUAGUUUUUAAAAAAUACAUUUAACAAGAAUACUGUGCUAACAGCUUUAAAGGUUUCCAAAUAUUAAAAAGACAAUUUUACAUUAAAAGAAUCUGAAAAUGUCAAUUCUGAGAUAAGAAAAAGACUAUUUAAGACGACAAACACGAAAAAAAAUAAGCACUGACUUAAACUAACGUAAUUCAACAUUGGGUGUCUUAGAUCCAUUUUAUUACUAUGAUGCUCUUCAACCAAAUCUGAAGAUAUGUUAUAGCAAACUGCAUGUGUUAGUACUUUUCAACAUUCAAACAGUAAACUCUAUCAGCAAAUAUUUGCACUUCAUUCAUUAUGAUCCAUGUGGCACACCUCGCAGUAUUAUUAAAGAAUAUGUACUUAAAUAUGUGUAAUUUUUUAUUAUUUAUAUAAAUUAUGAUGUCGAACAUAAUCUAUUUACAUAUAAUUAAAGUUAAAUAAAAAUAUA
Molecule: messenger RNA, 4644 nt
Organism: Diabrotica virgifera virgifera (western corn rootworm)
Lineage: Eukaryota; Metazoa; Arthropoda; Insecta; Coleoptera; Chrysomelidae
Product: aminopeptidase N-like
Exons: 14
Coding region: 284-3025 (913 amino acids)
Biological process (GO): proteolysis; peptide catabolic process
Cellular component (GO): cytoplasm
Molecular function (GO): metalloaminopeptidase activity; zinc ion binding; peptide binding
Source: RefSeq, a predicted model, not a curated record